This is a messenger RNA of Cornus florida, 1917 nucleotides long. RefSeq lists its product as uncharacterized. The record is from RefSeq and is a predicted model, not a curated record. The transcript is spliced from 6 exons. Lineage: Eukaryota; Viridiplantae; Streptophyta; Magnoliopsida; Cornales; Cornaceae. The coding region runs from base 1 to 1917 and encodes 638 amino acids.
AUGGCACAUCAAUUUGUUGAGGUGGAGGCUAUUGUUGCUGAGAUGGAAGAUAAAAUGGCAUAUGAAGAUGGUGAGGUGGAGCCUACUGUUGCUGAGAACAAUGAACAUGCCAAUUCUGGGGUGGAUCUUGAUGACCUUGAUCUACAUGAAAGGGAAUACAAUUUUUCUGACAUUGAAUCAACAUAUGCUCCAAGUGAUGAAUUUCAAAGUUUAAAGGGCUCAUCUGAAGAUGAAGAUGAGGAAGAGAAUAAUGAUGGAGGCCGGCAGAAUCCAAGGGUUAAUGGCUUUGAAGUGGGAAAAAAAUAUGAAUCAGCAGAAAAGUUCAGAGUAGACUUGAGGGCUCAUGCUAUUAGUGAGAAGUAUGACAUUAGAUUUGUGAAGAAUAAACGAGAAAGAAUUACUGCCAAAUGUGCUUCUGAUUAUGGGUGGAGGAUACAUGCAUCAAUCAACACUGAAGAUGGCAGUUUUGAGAUAAAGACAUUCAAUUCAACUCAUCAUUGCUCUUAUACUAAAAUUAACAAGCAAGCAUCGUCUUCUUUCUUGGCAAAAAAAUACAUAGAGACCUUGAGGGAUGAACCUGCAUGGAAGACUGAUGCAAUGAAAAAGGCUGUUUUGAGGGAUUUGGAUGUGAUUGUUUCUGGCUCCAAGGUUUAUAGAGCAAAGAAGAAAGCAGUCUCACACAUUGAGGGGAACCAUGGGUCACAAUUCAGAAGAGCAAUGAGCAAAAGUUUUUUAGAAGGGUGCAGACCAUUCAUUGGAGUGGAUGGAUGUUUUUUGAAAGGUCCUUACAAAGGCCAACUCUUAAGUACACUUGGAAGGGAUGGAGACAAUGGGAUUUUUCCUAUUGCUUUUGCUGUGGUAGGAUCUAAAACAAAGCAGUCAUGGAAGUGGUUCAUGGAACAACUAGAGAAGGCUUUGGGUUUAUUACAUCGGUUUACAUUUAUGUUUGAUAGACAGAAGGGAUUAGUUGACACUUUUGAAGACAUGUUGCAUGGUUGUCAUCAUAGAUAUUGUGUAAAACACAUGUAUGAAAAUUUUAAAAAGAAGUUUAAAGGGGUGAAGUUGAGAAAUGAGAUGUGGAAUGAAUCACGUGCACUUACUGAGAGUGUAUUUAAGUAUCACGUGCAGAUUAUAAAGGACAUUGAUAAGGGAGCCUAUGAGUGGCUUGCAAAUGUGCCUCCUAGGUUAUGGUCAAGGCAUAAAUUUGAGGAUAAUUCAGAGUGUGAUUUAGUUGUCAACAAUCUCGCUGAGACAUGGAAUGACAAAAUUGGUGAUGCUAGGGACAAACCACUCAUUACUAUGUUGGAGUGGAUUCAUGGUUAUUUGAUGCAUCGCAAUCAGUCUAAAAGGCAGUGGAUUCAGAAUCAGACUGGGUUUUUGUGCCCUACCAUAGCAACUGACUUAAAGAACCUAAUAGAUGACUGUGGACAUUGUACUACCAGAAAGGCAGGUGCUGAUAUUUUUAAGGAUUACUAUAAAGGUGUUAAUGAGGGUGUUAACUUAGCAAAUAGAACAUGUAGCUGUCGAGAAUGGGAUGUGAAAGCUAGUGUACUGCCGGACCAUAUAGAUAUACAAAAUGAAGCUGAUGCAAGAGCAAGAGGAGCUGGAGGUAAUGAAGCUGAUACAAGAGGAAGAGGAGCCAGAGGUGGUGCAAGAGGAAGAGGGGCUGGAAGGGUUAUAGCUAUCACUAAAAGGCAACUACAGAAAGUAUAUUGUUUAAAUUACUCUGUAGAUGGCAGCACACACCUUUUGUAUUUUCGUAUGGUUUAUUUCUUUGAUGGUACAACGGUUUAUGUCUGUGAUGGUACAAUGGUUGAUGUCUGUGAUUGUACAAUGGUUGAUGUCUGUAAUGGUACAAUGGUUUAUAUUGCUUAUGCUAUAAUGUUGUGUUCUAUUAUUGCACUUGUGUUACAGUGA